CGACUCAACACAUCCAACGACUCAUCGAUCCAACGACUCAUCGAUCCAACGACUCAACGAUCCAUCAAUCCCUCCCCCUUCCUUCUAGCCUUGCCCCCGCACCAACACCACCAUGUUUGAAAAGGGCGUUGUUCCUCUCUCGGGCGACCGUCUCAACGGCAAGGGUCUCCGCGUUCUGAUCGUCCACACUCGAUGGAACCUCGAGAUUGUCCAGGCCCUCGUGGAGGGCACCCGCUCAACCCUGGAGCAAAACCACGUCAGCGAUAUCGAUGUGGUCGACGUCCCGGGCGCCUUUGAGCUCCCCUUUGCGGCCAAGCGUCUGAUCGAAGCCUCGAAGCAAAGCGCUCGGCCCUACGAUGCAGCCGUGUGCAUCGGCGUCCUCAUCAAGGGCUCGACGAUGCACUUUGAGUACAUCUGUGAGGCCACGAGCCAAGGCAUCAUGAACGUCGGGCUGCAGACGGGCUGCCCCGUCAUAUUUGGGGUCCUGACAUGUCUCAAUGACGAGCAGGCUCACGAGCGUGCCGGCAUUGGUCGUGGCAGCUCCAAGGGCCACAACCAUGGUAUCGACUGGGGACAGGCCGCCAUCGAGAUGGCUCGUCUGGGCAAGACCCAGAACUAGAAUGGUCUCGAGGUCGAUGUCCGCAUCCCGCCCCGCCAUAGCACCGGAAAUAAGAGAGUGGCGAGUCGUCAUCGACAGAACGAGCACCCCCGUCUGGCACGCGAUAGUCCACCAUCAAUACAACGGUCAUUUUGAGUUGCAUCUCUGAAUCCCGAGCCCACACUGCCUUUGAAAACAAACAAUAACAG
Messenger RNA from Polychytrium aggregatum, 807 nucleotides. Its product is annotated as 6,7-dimethyl-8-ribityllumazine synthase. Bases 113 to 619 code for a protein of 168 amino acids. Gene Ontology annotation, biological process: riboflavin biosynthetic process. Gene Ontology annotation, cellular component: intracellular anatomical structure; riboflavin synthase complex; mitochondrial intermembrane space. The record is from RefSeq and is a predicted model, not a curated record. Lineage: Eukaryota; Fungi; Chytridiomycota; Chytridiomycetes; Polychytriales. The transcript is spliced from 2 exons. Gene Ontology annotation, molecular function: 6,7-dimethyl-8-ribityllumazine synthase activity.